AUGGCCGACGAACGCAAGAUCGCUGAGCGCAUGCUCAUGAAUGAGCUUAAAGAACUUUCCAAGGAGAACUGGGUGAACGCUGAGGUAGGUCUUCGGUUCCCUGCUGUGCUUUUAGGCUUGACCGGCCUUGCCACUGGAAGCGAUAACCCUCUAAUCUGACAUUCUGCUUUUUUCUUUUUUUUUCGUCAUGCUCUACAGCCUCGGGAUGGAAACUUGUUUGUUUGGGAUAUUGCCUUGAUUGUCGUAAAUCCUACGUCUUUGUAUUGUGGGGCUUAUCUCAAGGUACUAUCCCCCCCCCUCUCUCUGGUUGUGUGCCUGGAAUGGGCACCUUUGUCGGUGCAUUGCAUAAUCUCACUCGUUUGUGCUUCACCCUUUAGGCCGAGCUCAAGAUUCCGAAAAAUUAUCCGAUGAGCCCUCCCGAGUUCAAGUUUGUCCGUCCGCUGUUCCAUCCCAACAUCUACCCCGAUGGCAAGCUGUGUAUCUCGAUUCUUCAUGCCCCUGGGGAAGAUGAGACAUCUGGGGAGCUCGCUUCGGUACUUGGACUAGCGCCCCUCGCUUGGAGGGUGUUGAUCACAGCGGCUAACGGCUUGUUAGGAACGUUGGUCGCCGGCUCAGCGUAUCUUCACCGUGUUGAUCUCAAUCCUGUCGCUACUUGACGAUGCCGAGGUUUCCAGUGCGGCGAAUGUCGAUGCUGGCGUUAUGCUACGAAAGGAGCCGGAAAAGUAUAGGAAGGUUGUAAAGGAGCAUGUCGAGACUUCUAAGCGCGAUAUCCCGGCCGGGUUCAAGAUGCCCAGCCUUGUUGAGACUAAGCCUCCAGAGAAGGAGGAGGUCGAUGAUGACUUUUGGUGUGAAUUUGACGGGGAGAGUGAUUAUGGGGACACCAGUGAUGAUGAGGAUAUGGUUUUUGGUAUGAUUUCCCUUUUCGGGUCCGGAGUACGGUUUCGGUUUGCUGAUUUGGUUGAUGUUUAGAGGAUGAUGAAGAAUCUGAUCCCGAUGAGGCGGAGGAAAUGAAUCAAGACGGAGAGAAGCGAAGCUGUUGAACUCUCCGCCCAAUUAUGUUGUCUCGCUUGGCUGCCAUCUUAACUGUUCUGGGGUCCUGAGGUCGUAUUACAAUAUACUUUCUUCGCUAGUUCUUUUCUCUUCUCUUCUUUUUUUUCUUUUUUUUUUCUUUUUUCAGUGAUCCGUUUAUUGUUGCUUUUGAGCGGUUAAAAUCUUAGCGUUGCAUCUUCCCCAUUAA
Molecule: messenger RNA, 1237 nt
Organism: Tuber aestivum (summer truffle)
Lineage: Eukaryota; Fungi; Ascomycota; Pezizomycetes; Pezizales; Tuberaceae
Source: the annotation of a GenBank genome assembly